Rhineura floridana is the source of this 3658-nucleotide messenger RNA. RefSeq names its product dorsal root ganglia homeobox (gene DRGX). Gene Ontology annotation, molecular function: RNA polymerase II transcription regulatory region sequence-specific DNA binding; DNA-binding transcription factor activity, RNA polymerase II-specific. Gene Ontology annotation, biological process: regulation of transcription by RNA polymerase II. NCBI's taxonomy places the organism in Eukaryota, Metazoa, Chordata, Lepidosauria, Squamata, Rhineuridae. Bases 234 to 1076 code for a protein of 280 amino acids. The transcript is spliced from 7 exons. The record is from RefSeq and is a predicted model, not a curated record.
CGUGAGAUUAUAAAAGCAAGUGCUGAGAGGCUGAGCGGGCUGCAGACAGUUUCGCAAAGACAUCUGCCCAUUGGCACGACUCCGCCGAGGCCUUGUAGCUGCCUUGACGCCAGAAAAAGGACUGGCAGCCGCAGCUGCUGCUGCUGCCGCCGCCGCCGCCGCCGCCCCUCUGCCUCCUCUUUGGUUUAGCUCCCAGCAGCCGCCUCCAUCGCUCCCAACCGCCCCCCGCCACCAUGUUUUAUUUCCACUGUCCCCCGCAGCUGGAGGGUGCCACGCCCUUUGGAGGCCCUUCCACGGCAGACUUCGAUGACGGCUUCUUGCGGCGGAAGCAGCGACGAAACCGAACCACCUUUACCCUGCAGCAGCCCGCACCCUCUCGCCCCGCCCUCCCCUCGCUGAUGCAGGUUCUCGUUUUUAAACAGUUGGAAGCCCUGGAAGCCGUUUUCGCCCAGACCCACUACCCAGACGUGUUCACCAGGGAAGAGCUGGCCAUGAAGAUCAACCUCACGGAAGCGCGCGUCCAGGUCUGGUUCCAAAACAGAAGGGCUAAAUGGAGAAAAACGGAGAGAGGUGCUUCAGACCAGGAAGGAUCAAAAGAGACAAUGGUUGAGGUGACACCCCAAGGAAGGAAUUUAAACUCUCCUUCUUCAGUUGACCAAACCAGGAAUAAGAAGGAGAAUCUGGAGAUUCAGCAGAGCCUCAGCAGAGCAGUUGGCCCUUCUGGACCCUUUUUCCCUUCAUGUCUACCAGGGACUCUCCUCAACACAGCCACCUAUGCCCAGGCUUUAUCACAAGUUGCAUCCCUCAAAGGUAGCCCGCUAUGCUCUUGCUGUGUUCCUGACCACAUGGGUCUCUCCUUCCUUCCCACAUAUGGCUGCCAGAGUAAUCGCACGGCAAGUGUGGCAGCCCUGCGCAUGAAAGCACGGGAGCACUCUGAAGCUGUGCUGCAGUCAGCUAACCUUCUGGCCUCCAGUAGCCCCUCCCCUGCUUUGGGUGCCAAGCCUGGCUCAGAAAAUGCCUUGGACAACAAGCCUCCCUUGGCCGUGGAACAAAAUGAAAAUGAGAAGAGUGUUUGAGGCCCCAUGCCACAUCAGAAUGAACUCAACAUCCUAAGAAACCAAAUCUAAGGAAUCUACCCCACAGAAGCUAUCUGGAUUUAUUUUGCAGCUGGGAGAAAACUCACAACUGUCUACUAUUUCAGCAAGUUAGAAGCACUAGCUUUCUUUGGCCCUCUCGUUUAUUGUCAUCUUCCCUUCCUCGUGGAUUUCCUUUGGUUAGUUAUUGGUUCCACUGAAUCUCCAGCACUACCUGGUGUUAGUUCUAUCUAAAGUGAAACUGGAUCCCAGAGUCCUCCUCAAAAUAGUUGACAAAAACAAAAUAAUAUUUGCAUAGAUUACUCCCUUGUAGGAGGAGUUCUCUCAGCAUCAUUUAAAUAACAUGUUCUAGUAAAAAGGGGGGCUGCUGCUCUAAGUUGGGUUCUCUGGAAGAACAGAAAAUAUAGAAAGGCCUGCUAUCAUAGUGGAGAGUGGGAUUUCAAGUCCUUGAGAAUCAAGGAACAAUAUAGAUGGAGGUCAGUCUUUGUAAAGGCUUAAGGGAGCCCAUGCAAGGGAUUUUAUUGCUAAUCGAUUCCUUUGUUUAUUUAAAAUAUUUCUAUGCCCCCUUUCAAAAGAAAGUCCUCAAGGCAGAUUACAAUACAUUAUAACACACACACAACCAAAGCCCUUGGUCCUCAUCCAAGCCAAAGGGAAGCCACACAUGCUGUGGAGGGCCUUUCCUUUAACUAGCUGGUGCCACUGACAUCCUGUCUUAUUCAGGUCUGAGAAGCAGGGUCCAGAGCAAGUGUGUGACAAUUUUCUGUAAAACAUUGGGGCUGAAUUUCUAGGUAUCUCAGUAAUCUCAAUGGGACCAUCAUUUCACCAUCCUCCCUACAUUUAGGUUGGGACUCAGGAGAACACAGAUAUUGCUAUCAGCUUACAUGUCUAUCAGAAAUAUUGUUUGGAUUAAGAUCACAACCAACAGUUCUAAGAUAAUAUUUUGAUUUGAGGGCACUGUCAGUAGUCAGGAGCAACUAGACAAUAAAAAGGGCUGUUUUGCAUGGUGAACAGGAUCCAUGGAAUCACUCCUUUCUGAAGGGAGAUUGCUGCUUUGCUGUCUGCUCCACUAGUCAUACUGGGGACCCUUUUUCAUCACAUCACCUCCUCCACAUUAUAGCUGAAUUGUAACUUCACACAGGUUGUGCCUGUUGAAUUUGAGGACAAGAGGUCAUCAAUUUCAUCCACAGAGCAGAAGGAAGACAUUUCAGCAGCAGUCCAUAACUAAGGGUUUGAUUCAUGAAGCAAUGAUAUCAUAUUUUAUUUGUCAUAAGGAUUGCUACCUUGCCCUUCAGAUAAAUGAAGGUGACUUACAAUACAAGAAUCAAAUUCUUUUAACAGUGGAAUCCUAUGCAUUGAUUAAACUCCUCAGACCAACUCCCAGAUAGGAAUGGGGGAGAAAUUAGAUUCAGUUCACAUGUUAAUCAAUUUUAAUUUGCAUUUUUCAAAACAAUACACAAACCAAAACACAGCUAUUCUUUGAAAUUCUUACUUCACAGAAUUUUGCAAGACUGUUCUCCAAACAAAAAUAAGGGAAAGUGUGCAUAAAAUUCCAUAUAUUAGUGAAAAUCACAUAAAAUGCAUUAUAUUAGGAGACAUUGCUUGCAAAUAUAUAUAUAAUAUAAUAGCAAAAGGUGACUAGGCACUAAAAUGCUGAUGAAUUUUUGUCAUGACUUUAGCAAAAAAAAUUACAAAUGAUACAGAAAUCAGUGGUGAACUAGAGUAGCAAAAAAAACCUCAGUAAAACCUAAACUGACAAAUGUGUCCAGUCCUAUUUCUAGUAACUACAUACAGGAUUCCACCCUCAAACAUAUGCAACAAGUGUGAAAGCUCCUGGAGACUAAAUUUCCAAGGACCAGAGCUGCACAGAAUCACAGUCUCCCAACUUGCCUUAAUAGCUCUAUGUCAGACAGAUAACUGGAAAUGCUCAAGCCAUGUGUUUAGAGAUCUUUCUGGCUCAGAACUCAUUUUGAGCCCUGUUCCUUAGACUAGUGAUGGGCAUAAAAAUGCAGUGUUUUACACAAUACUGGACUAGUACUUGCCUUCAUUCCAUCCCAAACUUGAUGAUGAAGAGAAAUACAAGGGGGUUGGUUCUUUGUUUAAACUUGAUCUAUUGCUAACAUUUAUCCCCGUCCUUUUGAUAAACUUGAAUCCAGCCCAUAGAGAAUGAAAAGCAGAAGCAAGGGAUCUUUGCAGCUGUGAUCCAGAGAUCCAGCAUCUCUGCAAUUUUGAAUCAACCAGAACUUCUCUGGUUCAAAUACUUGUUACCUUAAGCAUUUAUCUGAAGAGUAACAAGAAUGGCUCUUCCUGCCAACAACACACAAAAAUAUCUUGGGAAGAAGAGGAAUUCCUGUCUCUUUUCAUGAUCAUCCCAAUCAUCAUUGUAGUCUUAUCCCUUUAUAUCCUAAAGUUCUGCCAUUAAAAUGGUUUGCCAAAUAUAAGCAAUCUCAGUUUCAUUUCAGAAUAAUUACUGAUCAUUCAGGUGAACUUGGCCCUUGCAUACUACUAACUCUUCAUUCUAAUGGUUUGAUUAAACUCAUUUUUCCUCCAGAAAGGUACAUAAAUAA